UCAUCAUCAUGAGUGACAAAAUUGUUUGCUCGUUUCUUUUAAUUCUAUUUCUGAACUUUGUCAUUUCGGUACCUACGACUUCUGACACAUCAAGUUACAACAGGGAACUUCAAGUGCCCUCAGCUAAGAAAUACUACUUGAAAAUAAUUACAGAUGGAGCGACAAGGGAGGAGACCGUUGAAGAGCUUUUUCCGGGUCAACUCCAAGUAAAGGGUACAUUUCAGCAGUAUUUUCCUGGAAGUAAAUAUCUGGUUGUCAUCUAUGAAGCCGGCACCAGGGGCUAUGUUGCUAAAUUCGACUUCAUCGUUGGACAGCCUCCAAUACAACGCCUAAGUCCCAAUGCCUUAAAAACUGCAUCCGGAUGAGUGUUUUAAAAUGAGGUUAAAAUAUUAAAUAAGGAUAAACCUGAAUAUUUAGCAACCAAAUAUAUAGAUAUACCAAGUAAUACGCAAAGUCUUACGUAUCAAUUUAUCAAAAAAAUUAUACCAGAUGAGAAGUUUUGGUGCUUUGCCAAUAUAAUUUCUUUAUACGAAUUUCGCGGUC
Drosophila eugracilis is the source of this 543-nucleotide messenger RNA. RefSeq lists its product as uncharacterized. The transcript has 3 exons. Lineage: Eukaryota; Metazoa; Arthropoda; Insecta; Diptera; Drosophilidae. The record is from RefSeq and is a predicted model, not a curated record. The coding region runs from base 9 to 365 and encodes 118 amino acids.